GAUGAUAGUAGGGAUAUGGCAUCCAGAUUAUUUCCGUGCAUGAGUUCCCAGUUAAAAAGGAAGAAAGAUCACGGCCGAGCAGAGGCUUUACUUAUUGCUGCUUAUGGCAAGGGCCUAAAGAUCAGUAACAUUCAAAGUGUGACUGAGAACUUCAUAUCUUAAAAGCUGGAAGGACUACAUGUUUCCUAUUUCUCUCCUUUCCUGGGCUUGGAGGAAACACUCAGGCCUUUUUGCAUAUUUCUCUUUCAGUCUUCCCAUUCCAAUGCUGACUGGUAUUUAUGUCACUGGAACCAUUUAGAUCAGCCAUUAAUCCCAAUGACCUCCAAAGGAUUCUUGGUUUAAGCAGAUAUGGUUGAUAUGAAGACAUUCAAGUGAUAUUCUGGUCCCUCAAGUGAUUCCCUGUUGUCAGUUAUAACUUAUAAGUCCCCCACUCCUAUCCUAAUAAUGGAGACAUCAAACUUUUGAAUCCCUUGUUGUCCCAUAGAAGCAGUCUUUCCAAGAGAUUCAGAUGGAAGGUGGUAGAUAUUCGAUUGAUAUGGGUAACCUCGAGUGCAACCGAACGAACGAGCUUGCGAGGAAGAAAUCUUGCAAAGGUAAAUCGCAUAUCGGCUCUUCAUCUCAAAGCCGAGAUGAUUUUCAUACAGGUUACGCAAGGAGUGAUGGGGAUGCCAUGACCGACGAACAACUUGAACAAGAAUUGCAUCGACAUAAUAGUCGGUUUUUCCAAGACCAGCUGAGGACCAUUGAUGAAGAAGAGCUCGAGGACGACGAUGUGGAGGAAGUAAUUUCGGAGAGCCACGACGGUGACGCCGAGGAGGGUGGCGGCAGCGACGAUGUGCAAGAUAGUCUAAAAGCGUUAGGAGCAUCUUUGGAGGUAGUCGGGGGGGGGGGGGGGGGGGGGAUUAGACGUUGUUGGGGUAAUGGUCAACUUAGAAAAAAAUGGCAUGAUUAUUUGAUUGAAAGAGGUGAAAAAUAUGUGGUUUUUCAUAAAGAUUUGUCUAUUCGUUGGAAUAGUACUUAUAAGUUAAUUGCAGUUGUUCUUAGAUCUAAACAACAUUUUCCUGCUUUUAUGAAACAAUAUGAUAACUAUAUUAUAAACUCGACUGAGAUCGACACCUGUGAAAAAAUUUGUAAUGCUUUGGUAUAUUUUAAUAAUGCAAUUGAAACUUUUAGUCAUGUUUAUAAACCUACCUCAAACCAAUUUAUUCGUGAAGCUAUUAAUCUCGCCGGGCUUUUUCAAAUUUUGAGAAUGUCGAUUCUGUGAGUUAUUUUGCUGGUUUUAUGAAGGAAAAGUUUUUAAAAUAUUAUUCACAUAUUCCCUAUAUUUAUGGUAUGGCAUUUGUUCUCGAUCCUCGAUUUAGACUUGGUUCUUUAAAAGAAUGUUUGAAUUAUUAUUAUGCUGCUUUUUUUGGUCCAAUGCCAAUGUAUGAUGACAAGUUGACAACCCAAUUGAUCCGAAAAAAGAAUACAACGAGGUUAGUGAUAUAUUUUAUGCAUUAUUUAAUGAGUUUCCUGCACAAUACGACAACGCGCCCCCUCCCCCGACACAAACCUCUUCAUCUAAAGGAAAAUCAAUUUUGGAAUCUACAUUUGUCAAUCUUAUUAAAAAAACCAAAACAACACCUGCUACUCAACAAAGCACAAUUAAUGAGAUUUCUUUGUAUUUAACAUAUGAUGUUGAUUUUGAAGAAGAUGGUGACUUUGACGUUCUAAACUGGUGGAAGGGAAAAGAAAGAAUGUUCCCGGUUUUAGUAGAGAUGGCUAAGCAAGUGCUAUCAAUGCCGAUUUCAACAGUUGCCGUCGAACAAGAAUUUAGUUCGGCUGGCAAUGUACUAACACAAUGUAGAACGAGGUUGAACGCAGAAUCUAUUGAGAUGGUUAUAUGCUACCACGAUUGGUUGAAGGCGGCCCGUAGAGUUCAAGAAAUUGACAUCACCCCAUCCCAACACUUCAUGGAUGAAUCUACAACCGAGGGUGGCUCUACCUAUUACGGAGAUUCCGAUUGAUUAGUAUUUCACUAUUUCAUGUUUUAAAUUUACCUUCAAUUGUAACUUAUAAACUUGUAGUUCAUAUUUCAAAUAAAUAUACGUUCAU
Molecule: messenger RNA, 2094 nt
Organism: Cuscuta europaea
Lineage: Eukaryota; Viridiplantae; Streptophyta; Magnoliopsida; Solanales; Convolvulaceae
Source: the annotation of a GenBank genome assembly